Miniopterus natalensis is the source of this 6054-nucleotide messenger RNA. It is a transcript of the gene LIMCH1, whose product is annotated as LIM and calponin homology domains 1. Gene Ontology annotation, cellular component: stress fiber. Gene Ontology annotation, biological process: regulation of focal adhesion assembly; positive regulation of stress fiber assembly; actomyosin structure organization. The record is from RefSeq and is a predicted model, not a curated record. Gene Ontology annotation, molecular function: actin binding; myosin II head/neck binding. Lineage: Eukaryota; Metazoa; Chordata; Mammalia; Chiroptera; Miniopteridae.
ACUAUUGUAAUUAAUGCUGAGACACAGGCGGCAACAAGGCUUUUAUUAUAACGCGCGGGUGAGGAUGGCUUUUCCUGACCUUCCUCCUGCUGGAGUUCCAGUGCCUUAGUAUGUGCUGCUUGCGCUGAAAAGAAUUUAUAAUCGCGGGCUGUCAAAGAGAGCCAUUGUCCUCCCUGCUGCGAACACGUGGGGCAGCCCGAGUGCUCUCAGCUCCCCCCGCCAGGAGCUGGCCGCGAGCAGAGCGAGAGCAGGCCUGGAUUCUUCUGAGGCAUCAGGAAAAGCAUUUUGCAUAUUUUUCAUUGCCUUUUUUUUUUUUUUUUUUAACUUUCUGCCUCAGAAAGACAGCUCCCUUUCAGAGCAGGAAUUUCCCUUCAAGGUAGCAGGAGAGGGAAGCCCGCUGCUCCAGGAUUUUACGGAUCUGAUUCUGUUGCAACAACAAAUGCUGCGUGCAUUUGCCAGAUCGCAUAAACAGGAGCAGUGACACCGCUAAACUCGGGGCUCCGUCCCAGGACAGACAUGCGGUUAUGGAUUCGGAAAGGCGGGUCAAGGAGACUGAUGACAUUGAGAGUCCUAAGCGCAGCAUCCGAGACAGCGGGUACAUCGACUGCUGGGAUUCCGAGCGCAGCGACUCCCUGUCUCCCCCUCGGCACGGCCGAGAUGAUUCCUUCGACAGCCUGGACUCCUUUGGCUCCCGUUCCCGGCAGACACCUUCGCCAGAUGUAGUCCUCAGGGGAAGCAGCGAUGGGAGAGGGAGCGACUCCGAGUCCGACCUGCCGCAUCGCAAGCUGCCGGACGUGAAGAAAGAUGACAUGUCUGCCCGGCGGACCUCUCACGGCGAGCCGAAAUCAGCAGUGCCUUUCAACCAGUACCUCCCGAACAAGAGCAACCAGACGGCCUACGUCCCUGCCCCCCUGAGAAAGAAGAAGGCAGAGCGCGAGGAGUAUCGGAAGAGCUGGAGCACCGCCACCUCCCCCCUGGGCGGGGACAGGCCCUUCAGAUACGGUCCGAGAACUGCUGUGUCUGAUGACGCAGAGAGCACGAGUAUGUUUGACAUGCGGUGUGAGGAGGAGGCCGCGGUGCAGCCGCACAGCAGGGCCCGCCAGGAGCAGCUGCAACUGAUAAACAGCCAGCUGCGGGAAGAAGACGACAAGUGGCAGGACGACCUGGCUCGGUGGAAGAGCCGUAGAAGAAGUGCUUCUCAGGACUUAAUCAAGAAAGAAGAAGAAAGGAAAAAAAUGGAGAAAUUAAUGGCCGGGGAGGAUGGGACAAGUGAACGAAGGAAAAGCAUCAAAACCUACAGAGAAAUUGUUCAAGAAAAAGAGCGGCGAGAGAGGGAGCUGCAUGAGGCUUACAAGAACGCACGGUCCCAGGAGGAGGCGCAGGGGAUCCUUCAGCAGUACAUCGAGAGGUUCACCAUCAGCGAGGCUGUUCUCGAACGCUUGGAGAUGCCAAAAAUCCUGGAAAGAAGCCAUUCAACAGAGCCAAACUUAUCCCCCUUCCUGAACGACCCCAACCCCAUGAAAUACCUGCGGCAGCAGUCACUGCCUCCACCCAAAUUCACUGCCACUGUGGAAACCACCAUCGCUCGUACCAGCGUUCUGGAUACCAGCAUGUCAGCAGGCAGUGGGUCUCCGAGCAAAACUGUCACCCCCAAAGCAGUGCCUAUGCUGACACCCAAGCCUUACUCCCAGCCCAAAAACUCUCAAGAGGUUCUGAAGACCUUUAAGGUAGACGGGAAAGUCAGCAUGAAUGGAGAAACAGUUCAUGGUGAUGAGGCAGAAAAGGAAAGCGAGUGUCCCACGGAUGCACUUGCCCCCCCAUUAACCAAAUCCCAGAUGUUCGAAGGUGUGGCCAGAGGGAAUGGGUCCCUAGUGGAACAGAAACAAGACAGCAAUAGCAUUGAGAUCAGCAUACAGAAGCCAAAUUCUGUUCCCCAGGAACUGACGGCAACCACUGAGGAAAUUGAGCCGAACAGCCAAGAUGGGAAUGGUGGUGAAAAGCCAGAAAAAGGCAGUACAGAACUCGCCUCCUCAGAGCCUCAGCAUUUCACAACAACUGUGACUCGAUCCAGCCCAACUGUGGCCUUGGUGGAGUUUUCCUCUGGCCCCACGCUGAAGAGCGACGCACCAGAAGAAAAAGACCAGAAGAAACCGGAAAAUGAAAUGAGUGGAAAGGUGGAGUUGGUGCUGUCCCAAAAGGUGGCAAAGCCAAAGUCUCCGGAGCCAGAAGCAACCCUGACUUUUCCAUUUCUGGACAAAAUGCCUGAAACCAACCAGUUACAUUUGCCAAAUCUCAAUUCUCAAGUGGAUUCUCCAAGCAGUGAAAAGUCACCUGCAGCCACACCCUUCAAGUUCCGGGCAUGGGACCCAGAAGAGGAGCGCAGGCGACAGGAAAAAUGGCAACAGGAGCAGGAACGUCUGCUCCAGGAGAGAUACCAGAAGGAGCAGGACAAGCUGAAAGAAGAGUGGGAAAAGGCCCAAAAGGAGGUGGAAGAAGAGGAACGGCGAUACUAUGAGGAGGAGCGCAAAAUAAUUGAAGACACUGUGGUUCCAUUUACUAUUUCUUCAAGUUCUGCAGAUCAGCUCUCUACAGCUUCCUCUGUGACUGAAGGCAGUGGAACAGUGAAUAAGAUGGACCUGGAAAACUGUCAUGAAGAAGAACAGGAGACAAGGCCCAAGAAGCCAUUCCAGGGGGACAACAGUGACUUGUUGCUUAAGACCAGGGAAGGUGGUGCACUGGAGGAAAAGGGCAGCCUUACCCAAGGGGCCUUGACUGAUUCUGAGAACCUCGUAUCCAAAGGAACCCAUCAGGAUGAUCAGCUGGAUACAGAAGCUGGGGCCCCACGCUGUGGGGUGAACCCACAGCUCGCUCAGGAUCCACCCCGGAGUCAGCAGGUGUCAAACCCGCCAGUGAACACUGUAGAAGAUGUGAAGCCAAAGACCCUCCCCUUGGAUCAAAGCAUUAACCAUCAGAUCGAGUCCCCGAGUGAAAGGCGGAAGUCUAUAAGUGGGAAGAAAUUGUGCUCUUCCUGUGGGCUGCCUUUAGGGAAAGGAGCUGCGAUGAUCAUUGAGACCCUCAAUCUCUAUUUUCACAUCCAGUGCUUCAGGUGUGGAAUUUGUAAAGGACAACUCGGAGAUGCAGUGAGUGGGACGGAUGUUAGGAUUCGAAACGGUCUUCUGAACUGUAACGAUUGCUACAUGCGGUCCCGGAGUGCUGGCCAACCCACAACAUUGUGACAUGGUUUUCAACAUCCCAGAUCACUCACCAUUCUCUCUUGAGAUUGUCCCCUGGAAUCGUUAAACAGAAUCCCAAGUUCAGGGCUUCUCGGCAUUCAUCUAACGUCUGAAAGGCUAUUCUAAAAGAUGGUAUCUGUUCUUUCCUAGCACAGUGUUUGUGUUUUUCCUGGGUUCUUUUUCUUUUUUGCAUUUGCACAGUAUAUACAAAAGAAUAUUGAAUUUUAAUGAUUCGGGCUAGUUCAAAAGAAGGUGUUAGCAUGGUCAAACAGGCUUAUAGUUUAAAAUGUGUUAUUCUCUUCUCUGGGGAGUUAAUGAGAUAAAUGAUUCAAUAAACCUGUUUUGUUUUAGUAUUUCUAGGAAUUAAAUACUUUGUGUUUACAAAAUUGAGCUGCAGAAAGUGCAAGACAUGCCAAUUUGAGACGUGGUCUUUUGAGACAGGAGCUUACAAUUAAUGCAUUUCAGAAACUAAAAACCACAUCCUAUAGCUCUAAGCUAUAACUUGUUUUUAAUGCAAAGACACUAGUCUGUUAAUAUAUACUGUAAUCCUGAAAUAUUUGUGUUACUUACCUUUUGAGGUAGAGGUCAUACCAAUAAAUUAUUGCACCGUUAGUGUUAGGUUUUGUGUGCUUUGAAGGUUAUGUCAUUGAUAGAGUCUGAUCCAGCAAAUAAAGAGAACCCUGGCAAUCUCAGCUACACUUACACUCUGGACAUCGCCCAAGGGUAGGAAAAAAAACAGAGGAAAAUAUUUUAGUCAUUUCCAACGUUAUCACCAAAACAUGAGGAAGUUUGAGCUUCAAAAGAGUGCUGGGCCCGUGUUAGCCAUGAGAGCUCUGUUGCUUCUGCUGUUCAGACUCUACAUUCAGUAAAGACUCGGUAUAAGGCCUGAGGAAGCCCUCGUCGAGAUCGGUCCUUCAUUAGUGAGACCCCUGCUCACCUUGCCUGCAAGUUCUCCUCGAGGGCCUGAAGCACAGGUGUCUAAAGAACAGCACUGAGUUCAUCCUAAUAGAAUCCAAAUGACACUGAUGUGAUAAGCCACUGGUGUGUGAUCGGCAAGGACUGCAGGUCCCACAUGCAGUGCCCACCCUGACGGACGCCUGGUCUUCCCCAUUCUCCUGCAUCACCCACUCUUCUCUAUCAAGGACUCUGGGCCUUGCUCAUGGAGGCGUCAGAGAGAAACUUAUGUGGACAGCUGGUUGUUUUUUGCCCUGUGUGGUGAGUCCCAGCUGGCCAAGAAAGGAAUCGAAUGACUGAAAAGCAUCAUGUUUUAAAUCUCCAGGCUGUUUUCUUUAAGACUGGGGAAAGGGGAACUAUUUAUUCUGCCUUAAAACGAUGGCAAAUAAGUGAAGAUGACCUUUUGUGAAUGUAGACUAUGGAUAUCCUCCUAAUAGUUUAAUGUAGUCGAAAAAGGAGCUCGAGUAGAUGUUAUUCUGUUAUGUAAGCAAUAAUACUUACUGUGUCUUACUGAGUAUGGCUAGCAAUUAUUUAUUUACAUGCUAGACGGUCCUCUGCAUGCGGGUUCCAUGUAAGUGCAGAAAUUCCCUCGGCCACUGGAGGUGUUUUGACCAUUUUGUCAUUUGGAUGAGCUGUUGUUAGACUGAAAUUUACACAUCACUUCAUUAAAAAUUGUGCCUUAGAAAAUGCAAAGCUGUUGCACACAGUGAUGAAUUAUGGAUGCAGUACAUUGAAGAGAGAUGAAGUCACUUCCAAGUUCCCAAGACUUCUCAUGGAGGUGUUUGCUGUUUUACAGGAAAAAAAUAAGAAAAACAGAAAACAUUAAAAUGAAAAAGUUUUGAAAAUGUACAGAUUAAGUUCAAUAUUUUGAUUAACCACCUGCAUGUUUUAUUAAAUAUUUUGAUAAUGUGAUGUUUACACUUUGCAUGAUAUUAGCAGAGUACUUUACCAGAAAUAAUGCACAAACACAUGUAAAAUACGAUCAUUCAUAGCCAAUUUUUAUAGAAUACUUUUUACAUGUGGAACGCCAUCCGUUAUGUAGGGGUUCUAUGAAUAUCGCACAUUCUCUUCUGGUUUCACAAACCCAUUUAUACAUAUUUCUUAGUGAGACUCAUUGUCCAUGUACUGAAGCUAGAAUCGAGUCAAGAAAAAUAAAGCCCAUUCUCCGGCUGCGAGAUGUGCUUUCCCAUAAUGAACAAUAGUCACCAGCACAGAAUAAUCUCCAACAUUUUCUAAAUUCUAAUUGCCAACUGUUUCUAUUUCUAUUUGAUUUAUGUUUCAUUUGGAGUCUGUUACAUGGCAGCUCGGGCAGACUCGAUCUUGUUUCUUCCAAUGCAGCAUAAUGAGUGUGAUCUAUUUCUUUUCAAAUAAUCUUUGAGAUCCCAGGAAAAAAAAAGAAAAAAAAGCUCUGCUCCGUUGAGCUGCGAUGUACAUGUGUUUUCUUAAAGAUGAUGCAAGUGAGUGAUUUAUUGCUCCCGAGGAAGUACAUCUGAUUUUUUUCUCAUGCUCCGAAAGCUAGUCCCUUCUCUUUCUUGAGAAAAAAUGGGUGACUGUUUUUCACUGCAGACUUUCAUGGCAUUUCCUCACUUUCUAUGUAGUGGUAUUAAUGCAGUACGUAUUCUAGUUAUCUCUCCACAGUGUAAGACGUAACGAGCCCAAACGAUCCACCUCACGUGCGAGUCCGUCCAAAAGAUGUUCCUGGUCUGGGUGGGCCAAUGUUCUAUAUCAGUUACACUAACCUUCAUUUAAAAUAUUUAUUCUAAAAUGCCUCUGAGAAAUAGUAAAAAAAAAAUAAAAAUAAAAAGUUGUCUAAAACGCAACAGCUUUUAUAGUAAAUGUACAUUUAUAAAUAAAAUACUCAAAUCAA